This is a messenger RNA of Trematosphaeria pertusa, 1039 nucleotides long. RefSeq lists its product as uncharacterized. The record is from RefSeq and is a predicted model, not a curated record. The transcript has a single exon. Lineage: Eukaryota; Fungi; Ascomycota; Dothideomycetes; Pleosporales; Trematosphaeriaceae. Bases 209 to 805 code for a protein of 198 amino acids.
CUACCUGCGAUUUCGUAUCCUUCGGCGAGACUCCAGCCACUGAUAUCACCGGCUCUCUCAGUGCCACUACCCACUUUCACAUGGGCGCCCGGGGACUGCAACCCAACCGUUGGAAACCUCCGCAACAACUGGCCGCCCAUGGCAACGCCUUAUUUCCCACUUCUACAAAGGGUAUCUCAAGCCGGCAAUACAACACGCGUGAUGGUGCAUGGUAAGAAGCGCCGCCACUUCCCGGUUUGUCUUCGCAACGGACCGAAUCAAAUGCAGUGCUUGGCGGCAUGCUUCUCUGCAAGCAAGAAUCCCAAGAUUUUAUCUCCAGCCUCUCACGACCUCUCAGGGAAUAACCGACGGGCGCCCGGCAGCUCGGCGCAAGAGAUUUUCAGGUCCCCUUUGCACGAAUUCUUCAAGAAUCCACAAAACAUCAAAGAAAGCCCCACUCAUUUCUUGUUCCAACUUCUGCUUCGUCGCAACCAACAUCCUUAGCUUCUCCGCCAUGUUCUCUCAGUGGUUGGCCUUUCCAUGCCACCACGUUCGGCUCCGGAGAAGCCUCGGUCAAACAACCUUGGAACGUGCGAUAAACGUCACGCAGAUUCAACGCCCGAGAUCUGCAGCGCCAUUCCCGCUUUUCCCCAGUUUUUACCAGGAUGAGGCUGACCCUAGCUCUACGAAAACGGGAAUGCCGAAACGCUUGCCUCGCUACCUUCCGCUUCCCAUCACCGCCAGCCUUCAACACAUGCUAAUUUUCUCGACGAUCCACAAGUACGACCUCCAAGUGGAGAGUUCCGGUCAAGGUCUUACCAGAUGACGUCGCUGAAGGCUAAUGUGGAACCAAAAGACUGCAUGGUACCGUAAUCCGCAAUCUCUGCAUGGAGACUGCGUGCCACUGAACCGAGAGGGCGAGCUGGGGGGAGCGUGGUACAAGUAGAUAAAGACCCUGCGUCCCCGCACUGCGUGAUAGUCGCAAACCCCGCUGUUGAUUCUGUCACUGCAAGUUUUAUACCCCUUCCCUUCCGCGUGCAAGCACACGCUUUUCAUCUUA